AUGGAUCUGGAAAAUACGGAAAUUAAGGAAUGCUACAGAGUAGGAAACUUAAGUAAUAAUAAACCCAGAUCAGUAUUUGUAAAACUAAAGAACUAUGCAGACAAAGUGGAAAUAAUAAAAAAUAGGAAAAAAUUAAAGGGUACCAAGAUCCACAUCAAAGAAGACUUAACGAAGAAUAAAAUGGAAAUAUUAACGGCCGCUUCUGAAAAAUUUGGAUACAAGAAUGUUUGGAGUUUAAAUGGCAAGGACGACGAAGAAGAGAACAACGAUCUUAAGCCAGCCCUAACACAAGUGGCCCUGCAAGCUACCUUGUUCUUGGAAGGUAACUCAACCGGCGAAUUAAGCCCCUCCAAACGUGUUUAUAUCAUGGAUAGCAGCACCAAAAUCAAAUUCCUUAUUAACACAGGAGCCUGUCUUACCUCGAGCAAACUACAAAACUUUAACCAAAUUUCGACUGCAACGGCAGUAGAAUAG
This is a messenger RNA of Brassicogethes aeneus, 474 nucleotides long. The record is from the annotation of a GenBank genome assembly. Lineage: Eukaryota; Metazoa; Arthropoda; Insecta; Coleoptera; Nitidulidae.